GUGUGAAAUAUAGUAGAAGUAUUGCUUUCACUACCUGCUCGAAGAUACAUACAUACAUACGUAUAUGGGAGCUCGCGAAUUGCGAAUGCAAAAGCAAAAGCCAGAAAUUUGUUCAUAAUCAGGAAUACAUAAUGGUGUGAAGGCGUGAUAUGCGUGUUAAAAGUUUGACUUUGUCCUACUUUUUGAUGACAAUUAAAGAAUCGUGGACUUAUGGAUGCUCAGUUCACGUCAGAAAGACAAUCCCAGCCAGCCCUGGCAGCUAUUAUUGCUGCUCCUACUGGCCACAUUGAGCCUGUGCCUCGCCUGUCGCGUUUCGGAAUUCUCAUGCAAGGGCAGUGGUAACAGUGGCAACAUCUGCGUGCCACUGGACAAAUACUGCGAUGGACGCAGCGACUGUGCCGACGGCAGUGAUGAGCCCAAGCAUUGCUCUGUCUGCAAUCGGACAUACUAUGGUGAUAUUGGACGCACCUAUGCCAUAAGGGUGCCAACGCCACAGUGGAAUAAGUUGCCGUUCCUCUGUCACCUGACAUUCACCGCGUCUGGCCAUGAUCAAGGCGACAUCGUCCAGAUCAUAUUUGAUGGCUUUACGGUGGGCCGCUUCGAUGAGGGCAUGGUUGAUACGGAUGUGGAUGGCUAUGAAACGAAUCUGAGUCCAACCGGUGAGCUGCCCGGCUGUCCCGAGGGUUUCAUGCAGCUCAGCGAACUGGGGCGACCAUUCACGGGCGGCUCCUGGUGCGGCAAGGCCACCGGACCGCAAUUAUACUUCAGCGAAACAUCCACGGUGACAGCUUCAGUGAAGGUAUUUCAUCCGCCACGCAAUAUACGGGACGACAAACCCUUUGAGUUCAGCAUAAGAUACAAAUUUAUAAGCCAGUCCGAUGCAGUUGUGAGGUAUGGACUGCCCGAUAAGCCAUUGGAAUUGGGACGUGUCACACCCGGCACCUAUUGUACAAGGCAAUUCGAUGAAUGCUAUCGUAACAAGUGUCGCCUGCAAAGUCCAAAUUAUCCUGGUAUGUAUCCAAGGAAUGUUACCUGCUAUUGGACCAUACGACAGAAAGAAGUUCCAACCAGCAAGCAUGCCAUGAUUGCCGUCAGCCAGGAGAAUCAGCACAAAGCCCUAGUAAAGCGCUCUAUUGCCAGCUUUAAUAAGACCUCACGCUCGAUUCGUGCCUGGUCUGAUUGUACUGGAGAGCGCGAUCAUUUAAUCUUUUACGAUGGCAGCUCCACAAAUGAUCCCGUCCUGGCCAAAUAUUGUGGCGGCGAUUGGUUGCCUCGUGUCGUCUCACGCGGCCCGGAAAUGUUGGUGGCCUUUCACUCAAGCCCCUUCUCAGCACCCCUACAGCAGGGCAUACCCAAUCGCGGCUUUGAACUGGAUGUGGAUAUACUGUUCACCGAUUCGGACUCGUAUGAUUUUGCGCAGGGAACGAAGAAUCUUUGUGAAUUUCAUAUAAAUGCAUCGAAUCCGGAUGAUGUUUUAUUCUCACGUCGCGGCCGCAUGGGACGCAUUGUGAGUCCGCGUCACACGCUUCCGCCGAACACAACGUGCACGUACCACUUUCACGGAUAUCCUGGUGACCUGAUUUGGUUAUCGUUCACCAGCUACAAUCUACAGAUACUGCAGCAGGCGAUACACGACAACAAUACGCUGGGACGGAGCGAUUUGCCGCCUUGGAUAACUCGUCUGCGUAUGUGGGACAGUUACGGCACAUAUAUGCCAAUUAAGUCGACCAGCGUGACCACAGGACAGCCGCCGCCACCGCCGCCGGUGGCAUCCUCGGCGGAUGGGGGCAAACCCACGUUGUUGAAUCAAAGCAACUAUGGCAGCUAUUACUACAGCGCCAGCAAUCCAAAACUGAAUCGCAAUUUGCGCGUAAACAUUGACAAUGCCUGGAAUCCAGUGGAUACCUACAUCUACGGGCCCACACAGUCGAGUGUGUUCAAUCAGGAGAACAAGUAUAGUGGCUAUCAGGGCGGUGCUGGCGGCGCAGCAUCUGCCGGCGGAGCUGCCUCUGCGGGCAAACAACUGGGCGGCAUAAAGGACAGCCUCAACUAUUUAUCAGGUGGUAAGUCCGGCCGCGACGGCAGUGGAGCUUCGGCAGCAGCUGUCUUGAGCUCGGAUAAGAAUAGCCAAAGCGCUGUCUCCCUAAUGAGCACCAAAGGCAAGCGACGUCUCAUGCUGGAGAUAUACGACUACGAGACGCCCAAACUGUGCGAUCACACGGCCAUCGGCAGCGGAGUCAGCGGCAGCAGCGCUCUAAUGGGUGGCAACAAGCAGCGGCCAUGCAGCCCACUGGAAAGCUAUGUGAGCACCGGCAGAGAUUUGAAACUGGAAUUCCACACGCACACGGGCACCGCCCUGUUUCCUGCUCAAUUUGCACUGAACUACGAGUUCGUGGACACAGAACAGGGCGGUGAAACAUGGCCGGGUAGGCGUGGCGAGGAUCCAGUGCCUCCGCUUUGUUCGCGUGUCUUUCGCAAACGCAAGGGCAACAUCCAGGUGCCCAGGAAUGUGUUCCUCUAUGGCAGGGGCGGCGCCAAGAACAUCACCUGCCUGUAUCGCUUUGAGGCGGGCACCUCGGAGCGCGUCAAGCUGGUGCUCCAUAAUGUAUCGUUCGGCGAGGGAACCGCCUGCACCACCGACUCGGAUCUGCACACGGGCAGACCGCGGUGCAAUCAACUGGAUCCCGAGGGUCGCAUCACCGAGCUGCGCCUGUACGAUGUACCGUUCCGAGAUGUGAAAAUCCAAUUGGGCUGCUUCUGUGACAACUCCAGCGCUCUGUACAGCAAUGCGCCGUUGACCUUUGUCUCGCAUUCGCGUAUUAUGGAACUGACCUUUACGGUGACCAGACUCAACAUUUCCGAGGACUUUGCCGAUGUUUUCUUCUCAGCCUCGUAUGAGUUUAAGCGGCAGGCCGAUUGCCGCAAACAGCUGAAACUGAAGGGCGCUGGCGGUGAGGAUGAGCUUAAGUAUCCGCUCAAGACACAGGACGCCAGCUGCGAGGGCCUGGCCUGGUACAUAGAGGCCCAAUCGCCAGAACGUUCGCUAUUCGUGCAAACCUGGGGCGCCUAUCUGCCCGUCGAUCCCACCUCCGAGGAUGCCAUGCGCUGUCACACCAAGAAUCGACUGAUGGUCUACUCCGGCAGGCCGCUGAAGCCCAUGCGUGUGGUUUGUCCAGCGCAGAGUGGUCCCAGGCCAACAUCCCUGCACAUAUUCUCCGAGGACUGGACCAAUGGACAGCCUUUGUUUAUGAACAAGCCCAUCAGUUUGGUGCUGGAGCCCAUCCUUAAGGAGCCCGGUGACAUAGCCUUCACAUGGCUGGAGAUACAUCGCACUAAGAAUGCGCUGCUGCAGCAAUUGGACCUGCAUGUGAACGCAAGCGUAACCACGGGCUUGGGUGUCCCACCCAGCGGUGGUGCAGCAGGUGGUGCUGGCGGUGCAGUUGUGGGCACUGGCAGCGCCGGCGUGGCUGGCGCCGGAGGCGUUGCGCCCAGCGCAACGGCCAACGAAACGCUGAACGAAUUUGGUUUCUAUCCCAAGGAGUCGGAUUGCGAGUACAAAUGCCCCGAAAUUGAUGCAUGCAUAGCGGCCAGUCUGUGGUGUGAUGGUCAUCACAACUGUCCCAGCGGCUUCGAUGAGUCCGAGGAGGAGUGCGGCACAGCUCGGAAGCUGCUCGAGCUGCCCGGCGGCGUAUUUGCGGCAUUGGGUUGCAUUGCCGCAGCGUUGACCGCCUGCCUCAUAUUCUGCAUGUUUGGGCUGAUGCGCAAGCGAAAAAAGUCGGUGGUGCAGAAAAGCGGUGGAUUCAUGAACGGUGCCAAUGGCAAUGGCAAUGUGCCAGCGCCCUGCAGCAUUGGCACUCUGAAGAAGGACUUCCAGAAGGAGGCGCUCUACAUUGAUCCGGCGUCCUGACAUCCACUACAGCCGGUGGAGUACAUACAUGUGGAUCGAGAAACCACCGUGUGAUAUGUUGCCGCCGGCUAUGGCUUGUACGAGCAAAUUGAGCAAGGCCUGAGCAUUGCCUGACCGGAGCAGAAACAGGAACAGGAGCGGGAUCAGGAGCGGGAGCGGGAUCUGAAUUUGAAGCGUGAGCGUGAGCAGAUGCUGCAGGUAGAGCAACUGGAGAUUAUUGUUGGCCCGGUACAGGAUCUGGCAUGGAGGUUUUAAAGUACGGAUGAGUUAGUGCAAAAGGGAUUUAAAUUGAGCCAAACAGGGAGAAAGAGAACUAAAGCUAAAUUUUAAGUGAAUAUAAAAUUUUUUUUCGUAUUAUUUGUGGAUAUUAAACAAUCUUGCGUGUAUAUUAAUUUUCGGGUUCCGUGGAGCUGAUUGCACUGCUGGCCAUAUCGUGCACCUUUUUUCUGUUCAUGCACACAAACAAAUUAA
Messenger RNA from Drosophila novamexicana, 4378 nucleotides. RefSeq lists its product as uncharacterized. Gene Ontology annotation, molecular function: protein binding. The transcript has 17 exons. NCBI's taxonomy places the organism in Eukaryota, Metazoa, Arthropoda, Insecta, Diptera, Drosophilidae. The record is from RefSeq and is a predicted model, not a curated record. Gene Ontology annotation, cellular component: plasma membrane. The coding region runs from base 215 to 3907 and encodes 1230 amino acids.